AUGCAGACUGUUCAUACAAUCAUUCAACGUGUUGCAGCUCUUGUUGCAGUUUUCAACAACCUUCUUCUCAUUUUUCUCAUCAUUUUCAAAUCCCAUCGAAAAGUAGGCAAGUACAAAUAUCUUAUGAUCUAUAUUUCGAUAUUCGAAAUUGUCUACGCAAUUGUGGAUGCACUAGCUGUACCGGGUAUUUUCACUUUGGAUGCCAUGUUUGUGGUAGUGACAUUUGAGGAUCAAGUACUUGUGCCAGACUACAUGUUAGCUUCAUUUGGAAAAUUGUUUUGCGUAUUUUUCGGAAUCUCAAUGGCUAUAUUUGCAGUCCAUUUCAUUUAUAGAUACCUUGUUCUGAGCGGUGACACGUUUUUAAAAGAAAUCGGAAAGAAUAUCAGUGACGUUAGGUACGUUGGUCCGUAUUUUUGGCCAAUUGGAUCAGAUUGUCAUCCUCAUAUCCACUGGAAUGCAGCAAUUGGUAUUCUGAUAAUGACAAUUGCCAUUAUAAUCUCUUUUGGUUUUAUUAUUGUUUUCGGUUUCAAAUGCUAUUGGGAAACUAAGGAAAUGAUUGCGAAAGCUACGCAUUCUACUUCUUUCCAUAAGCUUCAAUCUCAACUUUUUUACGCACUUGUCUUCCAAACCGUAAUCCCAGUAAUCUUAAUGCACAUUCCCGCGUCGGCUGGUUUCACCGCUGCAUUUUUCAAUUCGUCAAUCGAAUUUCUUGGUGAUUUACCAUCCAUUACGAUUUGUCUGUAUCCUACUCUGGAUCCCCUUCCAAAUUUUUUCAUAAUCAAAAACUACCGAGAUGCUAUUACCAAUUGUUUGCGAAGACUCAUAGGAUUGAAAGGGGCCACUGUGGACGUGGGAACUACUGCAAUGGGAUCAUAUGCAAUGACCGUACCUCAAACUGUUUCUCCCACUACAUAG
This is a messenger RNA of Caenorhabditis briggsae, 915 nucleotides long. RefSeq names its product Protein CBR-STR-252 (gene Cbr-str-252). Gene Ontology annotation, biological process: G protein-coupled receptor signaling pathway; olfactory behavior. Bases 1 to 915 code for a protein of 304 amino acids. Gene Ontology annotation, molecular function: G protein-coupled olfactory receptor activity. The transcript has 5 exons. NCBI's taxonomy places the organism in Eukaryota, Metazoa, Nematoda, Chromadorea, Rhabditida, Rhabditidae. The record is from RefSeq and is a predicted model, not a curated record.